This is a messenger RNA of Nanorana parkeri, 608 nucleotides long. Its product is annotated as protein FAM179B-like. The annotation marks the transcript as partial. The transcript is spliced from 3 exons. The record is from RefSeq and is a predicted model, not a curated record. Lineage: Eukaryota; Metazoa; Chordata; Amphibia; Anura; Dicroglossidae.
CUGUCCUCCACAUUCGAUGUGCACCAUACGCCGAUUGUAAAAACGCCGACAGCAAAGGUCAGAAAUUCUUCUGCCAAGCAGGCGCCUGCCACAUUCAGUAUACCAAAGGAGCCCCUGCCUACGUUCUUUGGUAAAGAUGAUGCUCCAGUUCAGCUUAAAGCUUCACUUGUGAGACUUCCUUCAGGACAGAAAGACCUUAACAAGUCCAAGCUGGUCCCUCCAAUCGCCAAGAGCACCAAGUCGUUACCAGAAAUUAAUUCCAUCUCAGGCAGCUAUGUUUGGGAUAACACCAAACCCACAGAGAAGAGCAGUGAAGAAGAAGAGAAUAUUGCCAUUGACCUCUUAGACUUGACUACUGGAGACGAGGACGAUCGGGAAGAGAUGAUCAAUUCUCUCCGACAUCUGCGGAACAGUGCCGCUAAGAAGAGAGCGAAAAUGAGCGGAAGUCUUUCUGACCUCGACAGCCCAGACUCCAUGAAAAUAGAUCUGAAUAUGGAUUCUCCAUCUUCGACAUCGUCACCAAUUAAUGGAUCAUACAGUGAGAGUGGGGUGUACAGCCGAGAGUCCCUGACCUCACCGCUCUCUCCUACACCACAGUUGAAGAGAUU